GGCACUGGGAAAGCGGCAUGCCUUAGCGUCACCCACUAGUCUUAUAGGCUUAUAGGCGGAAUUUGUUAAGAUAUAUCUGGCAACCCCAGCAGAGAGCUCAGUAGUAGGCAAGUGUGCAUCUUGACUCAGCUGUCCGCCUGGAACUUACCGCUCUGUGUGAGUGUGGGUGAGUAGGCGCUGUAUCGAAUGCUUCUCUACCUGAAUAUACUGUGACGUCAACGAAGUCCGGUAACGACAGGUGGGAGCGUACAGGUGUGACGUGGCACGUCUUUUGUAAUUUGGGGACCAGUUUGGGUGCAUUCCAAGACAUCUGAAGGUCCUGUCUGAAAAGCAGGGAAGAUGGAAGGGAAAACUGGGACCAUGCGUGUGAUGGUGACCGGAGGGAGUGGUCUGGUGGGCAAAGCGAUACAACAUGUGCUAAAGGAAGAAGGAGGAGCAAGAGAAGGAGAGGAAUGGAUCUUCCUGUCCUCAAAAGAUGCCAAUCUAAUGAAUGCACAUGAGACGAGAGCUCUCUUUGAGAAACACCAUCCAACACAUGUCAUUCAUCUGGCAGCUAUGGUGGGCGGCCUCUUCAAAAACAUGAGACAGAACUUAGAUUUUUGGAGAAACAACAUGUACAUCAAUGACAACGUGCUGCAGGCAGCUCAUGACUUUGAUGUGGUAAAAGUCGUCUCCUGUCUGUCCACCUGCAUCUUCCCAGACAAAAUCACUUACCCCAUUGAUGAGACUAUGAUUCACAAUGGUCCUCCUCAUGACUCUAACUUUGGUUAUUCCUAUGCCAAAAGAAUGAUUGAUGUCCACAACAGGGCCUAUUUUGCACAGUACGGUCGGAGGUACACAGCUGUUAUACCUACAAAUGUGUUUGGUCCCCAUGACAAUUUCAACAUAGAGGAUGGUCAUGUUCUACCAGGACUUAUACACAAGACCUACAUUGCACAGAAGGAGGGGACAGCUCUACAGGUAUGGGGUUCUGGUCGUCCACUGAGACAGUUCAUCUACUCACUGGAUUUGGCUCGUCUGUUUCUGUGGGUCCUGAGAGAAUAUAAAGAGGUGGAUCCCAUCAUAUUGUCAGUUGGAGAGGAGGAUGAGGUGUCCAUUAAAGAAGCUGCAGAUGCUGUUGUUAAAGCUUUGAAUUUUAGAGGAGAAGUGGUUUAUGACACUAGUAAGUCUGAUGGACAGUUUAAGAAAACAGCCAGCAAUGCUAAACUCCGCAAAUACCGUCCUGACUUCACCUUUACCCCAUUCCACAAAGCUAUCAAGGAGACGUGUGACUGGUUUGUGGCGAAUUACGAUGUUGCUCGCAAAUGAGGAUCAUGACACCAUUCUUACUGCAAGACGAUAUAGGAGUUACAGCACAAAUGUUAGACUUCCUGCACUGCUCAAGAGCCAGCAAUGCUUCAGUGAAGUACAGAAUCAACAGCUCGACAUUCUUAAUAGUGAAAAAGCCUUAAAUGUACAAAGUAGAUAUGUUACUGUUCCAAAUUCUUUAUAAAUUUGUUGGAAUCAUUACAUUGACCAGUAUAUCACUAUAUGUCACAAGUAGUUCUACUUGGUGUUUGACACAACAAAAUAUUUCAAAACCCUGAUGAUCAACUGAUUUUUUUUGUUGAAUGUAGAACAGUAGGCUUUUUUUGUUUUAUUUUUAAUAUUAUUAUUAUUAUUAUUAUAUAUAUAAUAAUAUGAAUAAUAUAUAUACAAUUUUAUAUUAUUAUUUUGAAGGUGAAAAUGGUUGUAAGGGGUAUCUAAUGUAGGGAAAAUGUCUGUUCUUUUUAUGAAUGAUUGCACUGGAGCCUUAUCUUCACUGGAGAAACUGUAGAUCUUUUAUGAUGUGUAUGUUACAUUUAGUCUUAUUUCAUAAUUUUUCCUUAAAUCUGCUCUUAAUAUGUUUCUCCUUUUGUGGUUUAUAUAUUGUUCUUUUGCAGGUUUCAAAGUACUGUAAGUUAAGCUGGGUGAACCAAUAAACUGAUGACCCAAUCACCCAGUCA
Colossoma macropomum (tambaqui) is the source of this 1985-nucleotide messenger RNA. RefSeq names its product GDP-L-fucose synthase-like. NCBI's taxonomy places the organism in Eukaryota, Metazoa, Chordata, Actinopteri, Characiformes, Serrasalmidae. Gene Ontology annotation, molecular function: GDP-L-fucose synthase activity. The record is from RefSeq and is a predicted model, not a curated record. The transcript is spliced from 11 exons. Bases 340 to 1308 code for a protein of 322 amino acids. Gene Ontology annotation, biological process: nucleotide-sugar biosynthetic process.